GCGACGGAGGAGUAUUUUAAUUUCCAGUGAAAGGGAGAGAUAGGGAAUCUUUUGGCUGAACAACCGGUGGUGGUGGUGGUGGUGGUGGUGGUGGUGGUUGCAGUGGUUGAGUAUAUAACACAUAACUGUUACUUCGUAAACUCAACUCCUAGAAAAAUUUCGAUGCUCCUUUUCAACAAAUGAUUUCUCCCAUGGCGAUGCACCUCACUUACUCUCACUCCUUCCCUUCUUACAAGCUCUUCUUCGUCGCGGCCGUUGCUCCUGAACCUCGCCUCUGUCAAUUCCGCGUUCUUCACGGCCGUCGCCUCCUCGCUGCAGUUUGUGCUUCCUCACUGGAUGAAACCAGUGUUAGGGUUGCCAGUAGGAAACAGGUGAGGACCAAUGCAGAUCUCUGCAACGACUUACGAGAAUUUAUGUCAGAGGCUGGGCUUCCUGACGGACAUGUUCCUUCUUUGAAGGAGCUUUUACAGCAUGGAAGGCAAGACCUUGCAAACGUUGUGAGACGGAGAGGAUAUAAGCUUAUCAGAGAGCUUCUUGCAGCCUCACGUGAGAUCAACGUUGCUGAUUCUAAUGUAGAGGGGAGCCUGACUGAUAAGCAGGAUAAGUCCAGUAUCAAAGAAGAUGAACUGACAGGUCUGGAUGAGAAUGGAAAAGAGUUGGCUGAAGAUGUGUUCUUGUCAAGCGAAGAUACCAUCAUAGAAGAGACUUCCAAUUCCAAGAGUUUUGAUGAUGAUUUAGAACCUGAUGUAGAGAGUUGCUUUUUAGUUGAUGGUUCAACCAAAUCAUCAUUGCAGGAAAAGGUGGUAAAAUUCAUUCAGAAUGGAGAGCUGGAAAUAAUUGAAGAUUAUGACUUGGACGUUGUAAAUGCGAUGGAGAACAGUGGAUCUCAGCAAUCAACAGAGCCUGAGUUAAGUUCGGCAAGUGAAGGCCAAGUGCUUUGUGUAUCCGACUCUCCCAGUUUAGCAAACGGAAGUAUUCUGUCAUCUGAGCUUGUACUUUCAACUUCUCAGUUGAGGAAUAUUUCUUCCAAUGAUCAACUGGCAAGUGCUGAGUCCGCUAACACUGACAAGGAUGUGGAUGCUGAGAUUAGAACGAAGGAGGACAAAACUGAAAUCAAUCGGAUCAAAGUUAUGCUGCAUCACAAGGAGUCGGAAUUGUCUCAGUUGAAGGAACAGAUUGAAAAGAACAAGCAAGCCUUGUUGGAAUUACAAGCUAAAGCUGAAACAGAGAUAAGUAAAGCACAGAAACUUCUCUUGGAUAAAGAUGCAGAGCUACAUGCGGCUGAAGAAAGCCUUUCUGGAUUAAAACAGGUUCAAGUGGAGUACUGGGGCGAUGGUGAGACUGUAGAGGUGGCAGGUAGCUUCAAUGGUUGGCAUCAUGGCGUAAAAUUGGAUCUGCAGCCUUCCUCAAAUAUCACAGACCCUGUUGAAUUGAGGACAUCUAGGCUCUGGAGGUCCAUGUUGUGGCUAUAUCCUGGGAUCUAUGAGAUCAAAUUCAUUGUUGAUGGCAAAUGGAUGAUUGAUCCCAUGAAAGAGACUGUUACCAGGGGAACCAUACAUAAUAAUGUUCUCCGAGUCGAUAGAUGAUGCAACUCUUCAACAAUGAUGACGCAUGUACAUACCAUUGAGGUGACAACAAAUGGAUGCUGUUGGUGUUGGACAAUCAACAUCAAGUCUAACAGCAGAGAUUGAUCUUAGAUGAUGAUGCAGAGUUUAGAUUCAUAAUGCCAUCUUAUUGUUCCACAAGCAAGCAGUAAAACAUUUAUGCUUCUUGAACUAUUCCUUUCUGACCCAUUCCCCAUUUUAUGUACAUAGGUGGUUCAGUAAUUGAAAAGGUAACAUUUUCAGCUGUUUUCA
Messenger RNA from Cynara cardunculus var. scolymus (artichoke), 1856 nucleotides. RefSeq names its product protein PTST homolog 3, chloroplastic. The record is from RefSeq and is a predicted model, not a curated record. Bases 180 to 1586 code for a protein of 468 amino acids. The transcript is spliced from 13 exons. Lineage: Eukaryota; Viridiplantae; Streptophyta; Magnoliopsida; Asterales; Asteraceae.